AUGGACUCAUACAACGACACCGCGCCUGCACACUUCCCCGCUCUCCCAGAGGUACGCGCCGCAAUCCGCAAGCUGGAGGAGGAGCAUGCACAGCACGGUGUGCCCCUGACAGGGCGAAUCGUUCAUACAUGUCACUAUCUCCCCGUCGUGCUCUCCCUCUCCGGGCAUGGACCCAACCCCGGUGGACUCCUCUCCCCCCCCAAGACGCCCGACAUCGUCCCGACUCUGACGACGGACGACGGACUACGCAUGACCACCACGACGAUGCAUGCGGACGUACCCCUGCGCUCGGAGGACGAGAAGCUGCAGAACCGCUGGAGCAUCGCACCCCGUCGCGGGCAUACCGCGAUGAUCUCCGGUAUUGAGAGCCUCGCAGAUGCAGGUCACGAACAGCUCAUCGUCGCCUGGACUGGGGACGUGCUCGCGGAAGGCUCAGACGAUGUCGUCCCUAUCCAAGAACUGGACGACCAGGAGAUGAGGGACAUGGUCCACACCGUUGAGAAUCACCGAACUGCCAAAGGCGACAAGGUCAAAUAUAUCCCUGUGACGCUUGACGAGAAGGUCGCCCAUGGACAUUAUGAUGGAUAUUGCAAAACGACGCUGUGGCCACUCCUGCACUAUCUCCUCUGGCAAGACGUCGCCACCGAGACUCCGUCCCAGGAUGAGUUCUGGGAUGCGUACGUACAGGCGAACCAAGCGUACGCAGACGCCAUCGCCUCCAUAUACCAAUUUGGCGAUCUUAUCUGGGUACACGACUACCAUCUCCUCCUAGUGCCCAAGAUGCUGCGCGCGCUUGUCCCAGACGCCCAUAUAGGCCUGUUUGUUCACACGCCAUUCCCCAGCUCGGAAGUCUUCCGCUGCCUCCCAAGGAGGAAGGAGAUCCUCGACGGAAUGCUAGGCGCCAACCUCAUCUGCUUCCAGACCUACUCAUAUGCGCGUCAUUUUACGAGCACGUGCAUCCGCGUUUGUGGGUACGAAAGUGCCCCUGGAGGAGUGGACAUCCAGGGAAACCACGUGUCGAUCCAGUUCUGCCCUGUUGGUGUGGACGCAGAGCGCGUGGCGAAUGAUCGGGAUGCCCCGGGCGUCAAGCCUACGCUGGAAGCGCUCCUCCAGCUCUACAAGGGCAAGAAGAUCAUCGUAGGACGGGACAAGCUCGAUGUCGUCAAGGGUGUUAUGCAGAAGCUCCGCGCUUUUGAGAAACUCCUCAUCGACUUCCCCGAAUGGCAGGGGAACGCCGUCCUCAUCCAGGUCACUUCGCCCGCGCUGACCGACUCGCCCAAGCUCGAGCGGCAGGUGAGCGAGCUUGUAAGCCACAUCAACGGCGAAUACGGGAGUCUGGACUUCAUCCCCGUGCAUCAUUAUCACCAAGCUAUCAAGAAGGACGAGUAUAUGGCGCUGCUCUGCGCUGCUGAUUUGGCGCUCAUCACCCCGCUCCGCGACGGGAUGAACACCACCAGCAUGGAAUUCGUCAUCUGCCAACAGGGCGGCAAGCAGUCUCCUGUCGUCCUCUCCGAGUUCAUGGGCACGAGCGGGAACAUGACCGCUGCCUUACAGGUGAACCCCUGGAACUUGGGCGACGUGGCCCGCGUGAUCAACCACGGGCUGACGAUGAGCGAGUCGGAAAAGACAGAUCGCCAAGCGACGCUCUACAAGAUCGUGAGCACUCACACGUCCCAUACCUGGGCUGCUGUGCUCGUCCGCAUGCUCCUGAGCCACAUUGGCCACGAACACACCGCUCACCAAACACCCUACCUCGAUAUCGAGCGUCUCCGGUCCUCCUAUCACAAAGCUACCAAGCGCCUCAUGCUCUUCGACUAUGACGGCACGCUCACCCCGAUUGUCAAGACCCCCUCUAUGGCCGUCCCGUCCACCGCUACUCUCGCUGCCCUGCACGCGCUCAGCUCCGACCCGCGAAACCUCGUAUACAUCAUCUCCGGGCGUGACGGGGCUUUCCUCGAGCAGCAUCUCGGCCACUUAGAGCGCAUCGGUAUGUCCGCCGAGCACGGGUGUUUCAUGCGCGAGCCCGGCGCAGCGGACUGGACGAACCUGGCCCAAUCGCUUGAUAUGAGCUGGAUGAAAGAGGUCGCCGAGAUCUUCCAGUACUUUACCGAGCGCACGACGGGUAGCUUUAUCGAGAUGAAAAAAUCUAGCAUCACUUGGCAUUACAGGCAAUGUGAUCCCGAGUGGGGCGAUUUCCAGUGCAAGCAGUGCCUGGAUCUGUUGGAGAGUAACCUCGCGCCCAAGAGACCGAUUGAGGUGCUGGUGGGGAAGAAGAACCUCGAGGUUAGGCCGAUCGCUAUCAACAAAGGAGAGAUCGUCAAGCGGAUAUUGUACAACAACCCCGAGGCCGAGCUGGUCUUCUGCGCUGGGGAUGAUAAGACGGACGAAGACAUGUUCCGCGCUCUUAAGCUCUUCCCUCUCGGAGUGACGUCAGUGACGAUGCCCCCUCCUGUAACGGCCUCGCUCACCCGCCCUCCCUCGCCCUCCGGUGGGCCGGCAAAACCCUUCGAACCAGUCAAGCUCUCCCUCGGGCCUGACCGCGUCUUCUCCACGGCGGUUGGUCCGAGCGGGAAGAAGACCUUUGCUCAAUGGCACGUUGAGAGUCCUGAAGAGGUCGUAGCUGCGAUGCAGAAAGUCUUGGCUUGACGGCUCCCUCCGCUCCGGGGGGAGUUCUUCGGGCAGGGUCGCGCAGCCCGGGAGUAGAAUUAGAUGAGAAUUGUUUUCUAGAUGUAUAAGGGUUAUGGUUGGUAUGUAUAUGCUGCGCCCUGGUGCGCAGCUCAGAAGGAACGACACGAUGACGAAGCAAUACUAACCGGAUUCCGGAUGUCAGAUGCGAAGAAAGAAAGAAAUUACCGAACUAACCUUUUUCGAAUUCUCAUUUUUCAUGUCUUAUCGAUUCCUUCUGCUGCGUAAGCAUUACACUGAGCUGCUUUUGGUAUCUGUCUGGUAUCCGUGUUUGUGUUUCGGAUGUUUCGGCUCAUGUUGUGUGGG
This is a messenger RNA of Dacryopinax primogenitus, 2991 nucleotides long. RefSeq names its product trehalose 6-phosphate phosphatase. Gene Ontology annotation, biological process: trehalose biosynthetic process. The record is from RefSeq and is a predicted model, not a curated record. Bases 1 to 2646 code for a protein of 881 amino acids. Gene Ontology annotation, cellular component: alpha,alpha-trehalose-phosphate synthase complex (UDP-forming); cytosol. The transcript has 5 exons. Gene Ontology annotation, molecular function: catalytic activity. Lineage: Eukaryota; Fungi; Basidiomycota; Dacrymycetes; Dacrymycetales; Dacrymycetaceae.